UAAAAUGAUUAAGCUGCAAGUGAAAAUAAUUCUAUGGAUUUUUAUAAUUUGGGCAAGACGUUUAUGUGGCGCGCAAAUUGAAAGCAUAAAUUCCAAUGAGCUGCUCGCCUUCGAGGACUUCCUGCGUGCCCAGCACUUGCAGCAUGCGCUGCUCCUCGGCAACUGCAGCGGCCAAAUUGAAAACUAUAAGAGAUUGUUCGCCAACUACAGAUUGCAGUUUUUUACGCCCCAAAGGGGCGUUCAGUUCCGGGAAUUGUUUUACCACGCGGCGCCACGUACAGCGCUGCUGGUGCCGGCCCUCGGGGACGAGCAGACCAAGCGCUGGAUCUACGAGCCGGCCUCCGCGGAGGGUUUCUUCAACAACAGCCAGGCCUGGCUGCUGCUCGGCAACAGCGAAGCGAAUCGCUCAGACGACCCGAUCAUUAGGCAGCACUUGUCUCCGUACAACAUAAAUAUCGAUGCUGACAUAACCGUGGCAAUGCGAGCGCGGGGGGCGGCCAACCAAAGCUGGUUGCUAUACGAUGUCUACCGAGUGAGCAAGCAGACGCCGCUAAUGGUGCAGCUCAAGGGGCACUGGAGUCGAGCUGAUGGCUAUCAGGUCCUGGCGAGCUUUGGAGAGAGCUGGAUACGGCGCCGCCGAAACCUGCACAACAUUACGCUAAUAGGCAGCACUGCGUUAGUCGAGAAACCUGCAGACAUGGACGAUCUGAGCUACCUGGGCAACGAUAGGGAGCUGCUGCAGCUGGAUCCCAUGCAGCGCAAGACGUACCAACUCUUUCUGCUGAUAGGCCGCAUGUACAACAUGAGCUUGCAGGUGCUCUUUCGCGACACCUGGGGCCAGCUGCUGCCCAACGGCAGCUGGUCGGGCGUGAUUGGCCACAUAGUCAGCGGCGAGGCAGACUUCUCCGUGUGCCCCAUCCGAUUCGUGUCCGAGAGGAAUCACUAUAUACAGUACACGCCCCCACUGCACACCCAGCUCAUCCACUUUCUGUUCCGCCAUCCGCGCCGCAACAGCAUUCGCAACAUUUUCUUCGAGCCGCUGAGCACCGAGGUGUGGUGGUGCGUCCUGGUGCUGAUGGUGGGCAGCGCCCUCUUGCUGGUGCUUCACAUGCGACAGGAGCGGCGACUGCUGCAGCCAGCGGGGCAGGCCAUGGAGCGGCCCGUGUCCUUUGUGUGGUUCACCAUACUGGAGACGUACUUGCAGCAGGGCCCCGCCGCGGAUCAGUUCCGGCUGCCGUCGACCCGGCUGCUGAUUAGCGCCAGCUGCAUCUUCAGCUUCAUGCUGAUGCAGUUCUACGGCGCCUUCAUUGUGGGCUCCCUGCUGUCGGAUACACCGCGGAGCAUUGUCAAUCUGCAGGCGCUGUACGAGAGCGACCUGGAGAUUGGCAUGGAGGACAUUGCCUACAACUUUGAGCUGUUUACCAACACUACAAACCGGCUGGUGCGCGACAUCUACAGCCAGCGCAUCUGCCGCGCUCGUCCACCCAAUAUCCUCACCAUCGAGGAGGGAGCGCAGCGCAUCAGGCGCGGCGGCUUCGCCUUCCACACGGCCAUUGAUCGCCUCUAUCGCCUGCUCAACGAGCUGCUGGACGAGCGGCUCUUCUGCGAGCUGCAGGAGAUCAUGUUCAACCCGCCCUACCUGAGCGCCUCCAUUUUGGCCAAGAGCUCGCCCUGGCGCGAGCAUCUCAAUCAUGCCAUUCUCUACCUGAGCGAGACGGGGCUGAUUGCCUAUAAUGACCGACUCUGGACUAUGCCGCGGCCCGACUGCACGCUCUUCAAGGACGCCCAGGUGGAGGUGGACCUCAAGCACUUUGCGCCCGCGCUCUUCACCCUGCUCCUGGCCAUGCUGGUCAGCGCGUCGGUGUUUCUGCUGGAGCUGCUCUGCGGCUACCUCAAGGCACGGGCCAAGCAGCAAGCCAGCCAGAAGGUGGAUAAGGCUAUGGUUUUGCACCCUUAA
Drosophila arizonae is the source of this 1957-nucleotide messenger RNA. RefSeq names its product Ionotropic receptor 84a (gene Ir84a). The record is from RefSeq and is a predicted model, not a curated record. Gene Ontology annotation, cellular component: membrane. NCBI's taxonomy places the organism in Eukaryota, Metazoa, Arthropoda, Insecta, Diptera, Drosophilidae. Gene Ontology annotation, molecular function: ligand-gated monoatomic ion channel activity.